AUGGGCGACCUGGCAAUAUCCAAUCGAAAGAUUAUGUGGAAUGCUAUUACCUCUGGUGUGCUCUAUGCAACAUCCUUAUACAAUUCUUCAAAAUCAGAUUACUAUGUGGACUCAGUUUUACACCUUCAAUAUAAACCUGAUAUACAUCAAAAGCUUAUUGGUACAAAUUCAAAAAAAUCAUCAGAAAGCCAUGUUUUUACUACUAAUAGUGCUGAAGAAGUUCUAUAUUCACUAUCACACAAAUAUUGCAUGAAUAGAACUGAGAUACAGCGCUUAAGAGCUUAUUAUGUGACAGCAUUAAAUAGGAAUGCAAACCAACUUUCAAAAUAUGGUAAACUUCAAACCAAAAAUGAAUUAAUAAUUAAUUCAAAAUUGUCAAGUCGCAAGGGUGAUGUGACACGCACAAAUUACUGUAUUUCUGUCAAACUUCUAGUUGACCAAAAUGCACAUCGCCCAAAUGCACCAGUUAUUUUGGAAGAGCGUGAAUUCUUUGGAGAAGUACAAUAUUUUUUUUCACAUCAAUACAACAGUCACCGGUCUAUGCUAGCAUACGUGCAGUGGGUACGAAAUCCUCAGCCUUCUGGACAUGGACCAUUAAAGUUUCGAGAUAAUAGUGCUUUUGAAGUAAUUAAUUAUUCCGUUUUUAUUGGUGAAUUUUUCAGUAAUUUAAUAACGAAGUUAUUUGCAAAACUUAUAUCUUAAUUCCAUUUAAAUUCCAUUUUUUGUGAUUAAAAUUUAUUCCAUUUUUAUUGGCGAAUUUAUCAGUAACUUAACAAUAAAAUGAGUUUGCAAAAUUUAAAUUUUUGAUCCGUUUAAAAUCUUUCUAUAAAUA
This is a messenger RNA of Rhizophagus irregularis DAOM 181602=DAOM 197198, 832 nucleotides long. The record is from RefSeq and is a predicted model, not a curated record. Lineage: Eukaryota; Fungi; Glomeromycota; Glomeromycetes; Glomerales; Glomeraceae.